AUGGCAACCCUCAAUUACACUGGUACCAGCCACUCGUUCUUCAUUCUGCUCGGUAUCCCUGGCCUGGAAGACCAACACGGAUGGAUCUCCCUCCCCUUCUUUGUUUCCUACCUUGUUGCCCUCCUUGGGAAUAGCCUCCUCAUCUUUGUCAUCAUCACUGACCACAGCCUCCACGAACCCAUGUACCUCUUCCUCUGCAUGCUGGCUUUGGCUGACUUUAUCCUGUCUACUACCACUGUGCCCAAGGCCCUGGCUAUAUUCUGGUUUCAUGCAGGAACAAUUUCCCUUGAUGGAUGUGUCACUCAAAUCUUCUUCAUCCAUGCUACUUUCAUUGCUGAAUCAGGGAUUCUGUUGGCAAUGGCAUUUGACCGCUAUGUGGCGAUCUGUGACCCACUGCACUAUAGCACAGUACUCAGUCAUGCAGUGAUCCUAAGGAUUGGCUUGGCUGUGGUCCUGAGAAGCUUCUGUGUGAUUCUCCCAGAUGUGUUCCUGGUGAAACGGCUGCCUUUCUGCCGCAGCAAUCUGCUGCCACAUACCUACUGCGAACACAUGGCUGUUGCCAAGUUUGCUUGUGCUGAUAUUCGUGUCAAUGUCUGGUAUGGCUUGUCUGUCCUUCUUUCCACUGUAGUGCUAGAUGCCUUGCUCAUCUUAGUUUCUUACAGCCGCAUCCUCUAUGCAGUCUUCCACCUCCCCUCCAGAGGAGCUCGGCAAAAGGCUCUGGGUACAUGUGGCUCCCACCUUGGGGUCAUUUCUACGUUUUAUUUGCCUGGAAUUUUUACCAUAAUCACCCAGAGGUUUGGGCAUCAUGUUCCUCUCCAUACCCACAUUCUGCUGGCCAAUGUCUGCAUGCUGGCCCCACCCAUGCUGAAUCCCAUCAUUUAUGGGAUCAAAACCAGGCAGAUUCGAGAGCAUGCACUUAGUAUUUUGUCUUCACAGUGGAAAAAAUGCUGAGUUUGAUCAGAUGGUAUAUUUACCAAUAUAGGGCUUUACAUCUUUUUAUGCCUACGUUGUAGAGACAUGA
This is a messenger RNA of Chinchilla lanigera (long-tailed chinchilla), 1021 nucleotides long. RefSeq names its product olfactory receptor 52B4-like. Gene Ontology annotation, biological process: G protein-coupled receptor signaling pathway. The transcript has a single exon. The record is from RefSeq and is a predicted model, not a curated record. Gene Ontology annotation, cellular component: membrane. Lineage: Eukaryota; Metazoa; Chordata; Mammalia; Rodentia; Chinchillidae. Gene Ontology annotation, molecular function: G protein-coupled receptor activity; olfactory receptor activity. Bases 1 to 951 code for a protein of 316 amino acids.